Molecule: messenger RNA, 1060 nt
Organism: Asparagus officinalis (garden asparagus)
Lineage: Eukaryota; Viridiplantae; Streptophyta; Magnoliopsida; Asparagales; Asparagaceae
Product: cytokinin riboside 5'-monophosphate phosphoribohydrolase LOG1-like
Exons: 7
Coding region: 217-912 (231 amino acids)
Biological process (GO): cytokinin biosynthetic process
Cellular component (GO): cytosol; nucleus
Molecular function (GO): hydrolase activity, hydrolyzing N-glycosyl compounds
Source: RefSeq, a predicted model, not a curated record
UAAGGUUAAGUGGGGAAAUAAAAGAUGGUCUUUGCUAGGUUCGUCUCCAACACCAAGUACUUACUUAAGAAGACAAAAGGAGGUUUUAGGAGAUAGAGGGGCAGACUCAAUAGUGAAGGUGUGUGCAUCGCUGUUUCGUAACAGGGAUUUAAUUACUCUCGUCCUUCUAUAAUUGCAUUACUCCUCUCCUUCUUUCUCCGUUUUCUUUCUUUUCAAAUGGAAGAAGCCAAGCAGAAGAGUGAAGGGAGUGCAAGCAAAAGAAAGUUCAAGAAGAUUUGUGUCUUUUCCGGGAGCAAGCCAGGGAACAAGGUUUCAUUCAGCCAUGCAACUCUUGAGCUCGGAAAGGUACUGGUUCAGAGGAAAGUAGACCUUGUUUAUGGAGGUGGGAGUGUAGGUUUGAUGGGAUUGAUAUCCCAAACAGUUCUUGAUGGUGGAUGCCAUGUUCUUGGGGUUAUUCCUAAAACUUUGCUGCCACAUGAGAUUUCAGGGAAAAGCAUUGGAGAAGUGAAGAUAGUCUCUGACAUGCACGAAAGGAAGUCAGAAAUGGCUAAACAUGCCGAUGCAUUCAUUGCACUUCCAGGAGGGUAUGGAACUAUGGAGGAGUUGUUAGAGAUGAUAACAUGGGCUCAGCUUGGGAUACAUGAGAAACCUGUGGGGCUGUUGAAUGUGGAUGGAUACUAUAACAACUUGUUGGCACUAUUUGACCAAGGUGUGGAGGAAGGCUUCAUUGAGGACUCAGCAAGGCACAUUGUUGUCUCAGCAGAAACUGCAGAGGAACUCAUCAUCAAAAUGGAGGAGUACGCACCAGAUCAUGACAGGGUUGCACUUGCACUGCACCCACACGAAACAGGGAAGUGGACAAAUUACUGGAAGAGUCCAAUGCAAGUGGUCACACUCAUAGUUCUUGAAUAAAACCUACUGCAUUUUGUGUCUUACGUGUACUUUGUGUGAGAAUAUAAUUCUAGAUUAUUGCUUUCUCAUUUAAUGGUGAGAGAAAUUUUUAGAUUACUCUCAUCUAUCCUUUUUUAUUUCAGAUGGUUGUUGCUAAUCAUUUUGUUGC